GUGCAAAUUCCUUGAAAAGAUGAAAACAAAGUCUAAAGGAAACAAAUAUCGAGUUUCUCUGGUCAACAGCGAAAGCCUUUGUUCUGAAUUAAACGCCAGUGUGGAAGAAGGAUCAAUACAGACUAAAGGGCUGAGACAGAGGUGUAAAAGGCAAACGACAGAAAACAGCACAGGCAGUGCUGUCACAACAAAGAGAAAGAAGUUACGUUUGAGCACCAAAGAGCACACUCUGAGAAGGCUGGAAAGCAAUGAGCGUGAAAGGCAACGGAUGCACAAACUAAAUAAUGCUUUUGAAGCACUUCGAGAAGUAAUUCCUCAUGUUACAGCAGAAAAAAAGCUUUCCAAAAUCGAGACACUUACUCUAGCAAAGAAUUACAUUAAAUCUCUAACUGCCACUGUGCUUGCAAUGUCCAGUGGGCAUUUUCCUGCAGUGCAAGAAGAAACUCCUACCAAUGGCUCAAAGCUGUAUCAGCACUAUCAGCAACAGCGGGGUGAGGACAGCAGUGAAUACAUACCAAAAUACUCCACUCCAAUGCACAAAUUCAGACUUGGUAGUUGAUAUUACAGUGAAUAAAUAUAUUUUUAGUGUUAAAAACUGUUACUUGAGGGGUGAAAAGAAUUCAGACUUGUAUAGAAAGUCAUCUCUGAAAAGCAUAAAUAUUGCACAUUAAAAAAAAAGUUGUAUUUCAAAUAAAGUACCCUGACAAUGGAGGAGGAUGAACCCAAACUCAGGUUUUAUAUACUUUUAUAAAAAAGUAAGCCUAUUGGUUUGAUCAGAGCAAUUCUGUUUAUGGAGGACCUAACAAACAUUCAGCCUGUGAGUGUGUUUAAGUAGAAAAAAGUACAGGUAUUUGUGCUGUAGCGUGUACACUUCAUAUUAGUGUGUCUGAAUUGCUGCAUUGUCAUGUACAAGGUUUCAUUUGCAUCCAUCUCUGUACCUUGUGUUUGCUCACCUCACCGAUAACAAGUGCUUUAUUUUGUUUUACAGCUCCUACUACUUGUUCAUCCAUCCAGUGCCUUCUUAACAACCAUUGCUCAAAACUGCAAAGCGAAAUGCAGACUCCAUUCCACUUAAGCUCCAUGAUAGUUUGUUUCAACAUCUGACCAAAACAGAACACAGAAGAUAUAUUUGUGAUCAGAGGUCAGCUAGUG
Molecule: messenger RNA, 1152 nt
Organism: Protopterus annectens (West African lungfish)
Lineage: Eukaryota; Metazoa; Chordata; Ceratodontiformes; Protopteridae
Gene: BHLHA15
Product: basic helix-loop-helix family member a15
Exons: 1
Coding region: 20-559 (179 amino acids)
Molecular function (GO): protein dimerization activity
Source: RefSeq, a predicted model, not a curated record